Molecule: messenger RNA, 1690 nt
Organism: Callorhinchus milii (elephant shark)
Lineage: Eukaryota; Metazoa; Chordata; Chondrichthyes; Chimaeriformes; Callorhinchidae
Product: interleukin-8-like
Biological process (GO): inflammatory response; cellular response to lipopolysaccharide; antimicrobial humoral immune response mediated by antimicrobial peptide
Cellular component (GO): extracellular region
Molecular function (GO): chemokine activity; CXCR chemokine receptor binding
Source: RefSeq, marked provisional
AUUGAAUUUCACUGCGAGAGAAACAGUGAGACAGAGUCAGGCAAGAGACCCUGCAGCAGAAAUCCAUUCAACAGCACUAGGAUGAAGAUGAACACUGUAACUGUGCUCGUCAUGCUUCUGUGUGUUAUUGCCACGCAAGGAAUUCCCAUUGUGGGAACCAGUGCUCACUGUCUCUGUAUUCAGACAACUUCCAGAUUUAUAAAACUGCAGAAUAUCCAGAGUCUGGAGUAUAUUCCCAGAAGAAGUGGCUGUGAGUCAACAGAGAUAAUUGUUACCCUGAAAAGCAACAGAAAAGUGUGUGUGAAUCCUGAUGCCAAGUGGGUGAAGGUUGUUAUUGCCCGAAGAGAGGCCAGAAUGCGCAGUCGAAAUAUGAAGCCGUGAAGUGAUGGGGCUGAUUGCACAUCUGGAUAAGUUGAGAAAUGUGGAGUUGAGUGAUGGAGAAGCUUUACAAAGGAUCAGAACAAUUGAAGUCAUUCUAUUACUUUGCUUUCUAUCCGAAUCAAAAUCUGACUUCUCUAGCAUGCUGAAAAGUUUUACACACAGUGAUUGUUUUGAAAUAAGAUCCUUAUGAAAUAUGAAGUACUCCCACUUCCUGCACACUCAGUGAAGGAGACCUUAUAUGUAGGUUAAGGUUUAUUGUGUUAUCAUGUUUCUAUACUAUAGCACAUUCGUGAGUUGAUCUAUUAUAGAAAUUCAUCAGUUUUGAACACUGCACAACCCCGUUAAAUUAUUUAUUUUCAGUAAGCUAUGAAGUUCUGCAUGGAAAGAGAUGGUAAUUCUGACUCUAUGAAAGAUUUUCUGGGAUGAGGUGAACAGAUUGAGACUUUUUAAAUUUGGAAAAGUUCAGUUGUGAUAAAUGUCAAAAGUUCAAUGAUUCCACUCCAGGGAAUUUUCAUGUAGUGGUAGAAACCUUUUUCUGGCUGAUUAUUUUUUCCACUCAUUAUGACAAGUAUAUGAUAUACAUGAAUGAGAAAUGUAAAUCUAUUCGAUAGAUUUUGUGGGCAGCGAAAAUAGGAUAAUUUCAGGCAUCAGCAUUCUCUGUAUUGAUAGCAUACAGACAGGAUGUCAGAUGUCAGUCAUACAACAGCUGAAAUUACUGGCAUCCCUGGAAAUAUUGUUUAAAAAUCAGCUUGAGGAAUUGUUCAGAUCCCAGGCCCCUUCAGCCCCUCAGUAGUUAUUGGAUCUAUCAGUACAAGAGGAUGAACUUGAACUUUCCAGUUAAGUAGUUUUCUUUCUAUAAGCAUAUUAAAAUGCUCAGAAAUGGAUUUGGUAUAAGCUAUCUGGACAAUUAUAAAGUACAUUUCUGCCUUUCAAAAUACUUGUAGAUGUGCUGCUACAAUGUUAUGUGUUUUCUAUUUCAUUUACAAACCAAAUUUGAAGUGCUUUCUUCUGUCUUAAAACAAAGAAAAUUGUUACUAUUCUCUGUAGAUACAUUUGAUAACAAAAACAGUUUUAUUUUAGUUCUUGAUCGAGAUAUUUUUCCAAUUUGAAAGAUUAUUUUUAACUUCAAAUAACAAGAACCCAUUGCAUGAUGUUCAGACUGAAACUAUUUGGUCAAGUAAAAUAUAGUAUUAGAACUUUGCAAAUGGAAAUUAAUUAUGGAUAUGAGACUGUAUGUAAAUAGUAGUGCUCUUUACUGUGUGGUAUUAAUUGCAAGAAAUAGCAUUGUAAAAAUAAAUUUGCUAUCUUC